GAUUGACUUUAUGCAAUAAUCCAUUUUUGAUUUUGGUAAAACAACUUCUACUUUUUGGCAUGUGUGUGAUAAAUGUUUACUGGAUGUAAUAAUACAUGUUAUAUUAUAUGAAGGAAUAAUCAAAUCUUUUAGAAUCAGAAUUCCUGGUCGGUUCUAAAUAAAGAAUAAAAAAAAAAUUUCUUUUAAUGAGUGAAAGUACUUUAUUCAAAGUAUCUGUGAUGUAAUUGAAAAGAGCUCCAUUAUUAACAAUGCAUGUUUAAUUUAUUGAUCCAUCUUCAGAUCAUUUUGUAUAAUUAAAUUCAGAUGAGACUUUAUAUGGGUUCAGACUUUCUUAUUAAGGGAAAAGUCUUGAGAUUUUUACAUCUGAUAAAAAUAAUUAUGAGAUAUGGAAAUCUCAUUUUCGAUUGAAUUGUAUUCUGAACAAUUUUCAUGAUGCAUUUUCAGUAUAAAAAAUGAUUGGAAAGGGUAGUUUUGCAAAAGUGUAUUCAGCGACAAAAAAAGAAAAUAAUAAUUAAUAUGCGAUAAAGGCCUUUAGCAAAAGUUACAUGUCACAGUAAUCAAAAGGAAUAGAAAGUCUAUUAAAUGAGAUAAAAGUAAUGAGAAGAUUAAAUCAUCCAAAUAUAGUAAAAUUACAUGAAGUUCAUGAAACAACUAAUUCAAUUUACUUUAUUUUAGAUAUGAUUUAAGGAGGAGAACUAUUAUAAAGAGUACGUGAAACAGGUAUUUAUAUAUAUAUAAAUAUUUUGAUCAGGUUUCUUACCAGCUGAAACAAUGUAAAAGUUGGCUUUUAAUUUAAUAAGUGCACUUAGACAUAUGCAUUAAAAUAAUAUGAUACAUAGAGAUCUGAAACCUGAAAAUUUAUUAUUGAAAUCAACAGAUAAUAAUUAUGAAAUAGUAUUAGCUGAUUUUGGUUUGGCUACUAGUUUAAAUGAAGAACCAUUAUUUAAAAGAUGUGGUACACCUGGUUUUGUUGCACCUGAAAUACUUGAAUAUGUUGAUGGAUUAGAAUUCUAUUGUGAUAAAUGUGAUGUUUUUAGUGCAGGAGUAAUCUUAUAUCUUUUAAUUGUAUUAUUAUUAAUCUAAUAUUAAUAGACAGGUAAUCCUCCUUUUGCAGGAAUUGAUUAAAAAUCUAUUCUUAAAAGUAAUAAGUAAUGUGAAGUAGAUUUCAAAGAUUAAUAAUUUAGAGCUGCUCCUAUUUAAAUGCAAAAUCUUAUUGAAUCUAUGUUAGUUAAGAAACCUUCUCUUAGAAUUAAUUCAGAAGAUGUAAAUUAUAAUAAUAUAUUAUAAGUGUUUAAAACAUCCUUAUUUUAAAGAAUUAGCUAAAGAAUAUAGUAGAUACAUUGAAAAAUAUUAAAAUAACCUUUAAGGAUAUUCUGAAUUUAAAAAUGCUGUUAAAAUAGGAACUUAAGAAAUUGAAUAAAGAUCUCCAUUAAAUUUUAAUUCUUCUGAAUCAAUCUCAUCUAAUAUCUCUAUAUAAAGAUAGGAUUAAAGGAAAUCUUCUAUUGUUGUUGGAGCUUCCAAAUUUUGUUAAUACAGUGCUAAAUUAUCAAAAUAAAAUUCAAGAGAGAUUACUGGUAAAAUCACUUUUUAUUAUUCUAGAUAUACCAUUGAAAUAAGAACCUAAAAAAUAAAAAGAUUUGCAUAGACUUGCCCUUACUAAUAGUUAAAUGAAACAUAUGGCAAUUAAUAAAUAAGACAGUUAUGAUGAUCCAACUGCUGAAAAUUGUAAUAUUGGGGCUAUGGUAAGAUAAUACAAUUCUACAAGAUAAAUAAGAAUUCCUGAUAGUACAUUAAAAAUUAAAGAAUGCAAUACCCCUACAUUAUUGUAAAAACAAUGAAC
Paramecium sonneborni is the source of this 1840-nucleotide messenger RNA. Lineage: Eukaryota; Ciliophora; Oligohymenophorea; Peniculida; Parameciidae. The record is from the annotation of a GenBank genome assembly.